CCUGCAUGUAUGGAAAGUGGUUGGCAGAGGCACUGAGAGGGCACACAGUGUGCCUGGUUUCCUCUUGCUGUUGCAGGAUCAAAGCCAGCAGCCACCAUGUUUUCACUGAGUGGCCGCCGUACCGCAGUGUUCUCAUCAACCUCUCUGGAGACAGCUAAAGAAAACACAUGCUCUAAAUGGCAGCUUGCUCUAUAGCACCCAGAGGAGUCUUUUAGAUAAGAGUCAGUUUGUGUACUAGGAAAAUGGAAAAGUUAUACAUUCAGAAUGUCCCUGAGAGAGUUGAUCAGCACAUUUUGCUCUAGUGCUGCCAUCUUCUGGAAGCUCUAUGUACUUGUAUGCACAAACUGUCAUAAACUCCAAACUUCUCCAUAAUGCUGAUUCAGAACGCCCCAAUUUCUGUGCCCCAGGCCUGUGCGGACUUACUGGAGGUACUCAAACCCCUGCGACCUGGUGCUGGAGACCCCAGAGGGGCAAAGGGUCUGAAGGAAAUCUGGGGAGUGGAGGAGUUGGAGGAAGAUGAGGAGGAUGAUGGGAUUGUGGGUCCAUCAGAGAAAUAUAUGGCUUUCCUACGGUGAAUAUGGAGGUUCCUUCCUAUCUGUCCAGGCUCUUGUCGGAGCUGAAUGAACAGCGUAAGAGGGACUUCUUCUGUGACUGCAGCAUCAUAGUAGAAGGACGUGUUUUCAAAGCACAUCGUAACAUUCUCUUCGCCAGCAGUGGCUAUUUUCGGGCUUUGCUGGUGCAUUACCUAAAAGACAAUGGCCAGCGACACAGCACGGCCUCUCUGGACAUCGUCACAGCCGAGGCGUUCUCCUUCAUCCUGGACUUUUUGUAUUCGGGUCACCUGGACCUGCGCAGUGACAAUGUCAUUGAAAUAAUGUCGGCUGCGAGCUACCUGCAGAUGACCGAUGUGGUGAACUUCUGUAAGGGCUACAUUAAAUCAUCCCUGGAGAUCUGUAACAGGGAGAGGGAGAGACACAAGGACAGGGAUUGCUUGGAUCAUAGUGCAACCCCAGUUUCAGUCACUAGUGCCCCUGUGGCAUCCACUUCCGAAGCCGACCAAAGGACCUGUCAGGUCACCGAAGCCCUCAGCCCUGAUGAUGCCCCAACGGCUGCUAUCUGCACACCAGCAGCCACCAGUAGUAAAGACUCAGAGAGUGAAAACUCUCAAGGAGCAUUUCCCAACCAUCGUCCCAUGAAUGCUCCAAUGAAGAUAAGUCCAGGCCCAGAUUUAGUCAACUCAUCCACCCCAGGUCUGCUUCUGGGGUUGGUGAACCCCAAAAUAGAGUAUGACCCUGAUGAAGAAGGCGAAUCUUCACGGGAAUCCAAAGAAACGACUCUUUAUCAAGGUCCAAAUCACGACGGGGAAAGAACAGUUAACACUAGCCCGGCUCCAAGCACUGAACACUCCUCCGUAUCGUUUGUUAACUGUCCAAUGAAGCAGUUUCCAGACGUGCUGUACAGAGGGGGGAUGAACCCUAACCGGGAUGAACACUAUUCCCAGAGUUUGGGGUAUGUUGGAUUUGGCCGUGGUGAUGAUGUACUUGGUCCUCCUGUCCCCUGUGGGAUGGAGAUUCAGAAUGACUGGUAUGGGGAUGAUCCAGGGAGACUGCACAAAUGUCCGUUCUGCCCAUAUACGGCCAAACAGAAGGGCAUUUUGAAAAGACACAUCCGCUGCCACACAGGAGAAAGGCCGUAUCCUUGUGAGGUGUGCGGCAAACGUUUCACGCGACAAGAACAUCUUCGCACUCAUGCGAUUUCUGUCCAUCGCUCCACCUGGCCCAUUGUUUGUAAAGGCUGUCGUCGAGUGUUCUCAGGCAUUGUGUCCCAGGGAAUGAAGAGAUUUGGACUUUGCGAUGGCUGCACCUUUGUUACUACAACUAAUGAGGAUCCCUCCUCCAUGAACCUCAGCAUCCAGUCUGAAGCUAUGGAGAGGGGUGCUAGAGACUCCGAUUGGCCCAUGUUUAUCGUGGAAGGGGAUGAAGCGGAGGCGAGUGCUAGUACUGCUGGACAGGAUGAUAAGCAGAAUGUUGCAAAGCAGCUUGGGGAGAAUGGCAUGGUAGACUCGUUACCAUAGUUGCACUUGUUUACCAAAUAAAUAAAAAAGGACAUGCAUAAGAGGCUGAGGCAGGGUGUGACCAACGCUCUACUGGUGACAAACUACCGGUUUAGUCACUUUCUUUAAUAUAUUUUUGUGGGUUAGAAAAGACGGUUAAUUAUUUGGUGGAAUUAAAAGAUUAAUUUGAUUAGAAACAUUACACAGCUGGGAAAGCUUUGAAACAUUAUGUUUGGGUUUAGUACAAAUCUACAGUAGCUAAUAUGGAUUAUGAACAUAUUUUGCUGUAUGACAAUGAGGGCACAACGGAUUUGAAUGUGUUGUGGCAGUUGUGUGAAUAAAUAUUUUUAUGCUUUAAAGUGA
Molecule: messenger RNA, 2416 nt
Organism: Megalobrama amblycephala (Wuchang bream)
Lineage: Eukaryota; Metazoa; Chordata; Actinopteri; Cypriniformes; Xenocyprididae
Gene: zbtb8b
Product: zinc finger and BTB domain containing 8B
Exons: 6
Coding region: 578-2074 (498 amino acids)
Biological process (GO): regulation of transcription by RNA polymerase II
Molecular function (GO): protein binding; DNA-binding transcription factor activity, RNA polymerase II-specific; RNA polymerase II cis-regulatory region sequence-specific DNA binding
Source: RefSeq, a predicted model, not a curated record